Juglans microcarpa x Juglans regia is the source of this 444-nucleotide messenger RNA. RefSeq names its product putative protein TPRXL. Bases 1 to 444 code for a protein of 147 amino acids. Lineage: Eukaryota; Viridiplantae; Streptophyta; Magnoliopsida; Fagales; Juglandaceae. The transcript has a single exon. The record is from RefSeq and is a predicted model, not a curated record.
AUGUUGCUUAGGUAUAAAGUAAUUCACCACGUCGCUCCCCCUGCAGCAACGUGGUCGAGUACAUCUCCUAUAGAAGUAGCACAGAUGAGUACGUCUCCUGUUGGAGUAGAGUGGUCGAGUACAUCUCCCAUCGAAGCAGUGCGGAUGAGUACAUCUCAUGUAGGAGUAGCACAAUUGAGUACAUCUCCCACCACAAUUGAGCGGUUGAGCACUACCUCCUACCGUAGCAGCAAGGUAGAGCAUCGCUCCCCCACAAUAGCACGAUCGAGUACGUCUCCCUCCAGAGCAGUGCGGUCUAGUACCUCUCCCACAGAAGCAGCAUGGUCAAGUACCUCUCCCGCAGAAGUAGCAUUGCUCAGUACACCUCUUACUGGAGUAGCACAGUCGAGUACAUCUCCUGCUAAAGCAACGUGGUCGAAUACACCUCCAGCUGUAGUAGAGUAG